CUUCAACAUAUAAUAAUUUAACUUACUACUCCGGUGAAACAUGGACCUAAACUUGGCAAACUCCCUCAACCAAAUUUCUGAAAUCCUGAAUGGAGGAAAAUCACUUUCUCCUAACAAAACUUCAAUUUUUGGAAAGCAAGGAGAUAUCGGGAAUGCCAUUUAUGACUGUUCCCCCUACUUUUUCCUCUAUCAGCAGAUACAACAAGAGCAAGCGAUUUAUGAAGAGAUGGCGAAACAGUAUUGCCUGUGAGAUGGACUUGGUUAUUCCCAUAUGAAUUCUCCUCAAAAGAUCCAGCCUUGCGAGAGCGACAGUCAGAAAUCAAGAGACUCGAACAAACAAUACGUCACUGAAGUAAUCCAGGCUAAAAAAUUAGAAAUUAAAGAAGCUAUUGGAGGUUUACCACUAGAUAAGGUCAUAAUCAAAGCAAACCCAAAGAAGAAGCAUAGUGGUCCUAGGAGUUCGAAGUUUAGAGGUGUAUCUCUGAACGGGAAGAAAUGGCAAACUCUUGUAAUGGGGCCAAACAAAAAUGCCUACAGAGGAAGGCAUGCUCGCGAGCAAGAUGCUGCUCAAGAUUAUGACAGACACUCCAUUUUAAGACAAGGUCUUUGUGCCAAAACUAAUUUUAAUUACACAGUCAGGGAGCUAUUUGAAAUCAUAUCGAUUGUUGACUAUUUCUAAGCAGCAUUCUCUGCAUAAGACUAUUUAAAUUUUGCACAGAAUAUGUGGU
Moneuplotes crassus is the source of this 728-nucleotide messenger RNA. Lineage: Eukaryota; Ciliophora; Spirotrichea; Euplotida; Euplotidae. The record is from the annotation of a GenBank genome assembly.